AUGUGCAACACCGGUGGCAGCUUCGCCCGCUCUACUCCACUGCAGGUACGCCACCCCGCCCCUUCUCUGCCACCUCCGACGGGCGUCCACGGCUAUCGCCGGGUGCUCGUGCCCUUACCGACGUCGGGGCGGUCGAGGACGCCCGAGUCAGAGCCCCAAGUUGCUAUCUGCCUGCUGCAUCCGACCAAAUAUAUCUCUACUCCUAUGGAUUUGAGGGUGUACAUCCGCCAGGGAUGGUUCCCGGGAGGAACUCAAGCAAACCUGGGCGCGGAGCAAUAUCAAGAUCCCGAUGUUUCUGGAUCCGUGAGUGGUUCACGUGCUGAUUACACCACUAUUCCGUUUUAUAGCAGUGAGACUAUUUAUGGCCAGCAAUCGAUUUAUUCCUCCGGGGAUGCUCCGCCACCUCAUGAUGCAUCUCUGGAUGCUAUUUCUCGCCACCUGUUUUCAGAAAGCAACUCAACGCUAGAGUUUGAUGGACAGUAUUCUCAUGCUGAUCAAAUAUCAAUCCAGAAUGACUACUACUAUACCUUGAUUGGGAAUUAUAACAUGCAUGCUAUAACUCCAACCCAGGAUAGCAUGCCUUAUGCACAGCAUUCUCAGGUUGAUGAGACGUCAGCCCAGGAUUGA
Molecule: messenger RNA, 627 nt
Organism: Triticum aestivum (bread wheat)
Lineage: Eukaryota; Viridiplantae; Streptophyta; Magnoliopsida; Poales; Poaceae
Exons: 8
Coding region: 1-627 (208 amino acids)
Source: RefSeq, a predicted model, not a curated record